AUGGACAAACCCAUUCCACAGUGGUGGAGCACUUAUAAAUCAACCCUAGCCAGCAGACUCACCAUGCUCACAUCACACACUCCUGCUCUGCUCGCCUCUUACACCUUGCUGUUCCUGUUGGUCCCCAACUCAGGGGUACUCCAGCCUGACGCUGCACACCAAGGCUUGCUUGAGACCAGCAACGUCGAUGACCAGGGGGCUCUGAUUCUGGAGGCGGUGAAGAAGGGGAUCCUUGGCUCUCUGGGUUUGGACAGAGAGCCAAAGCCUGCCAUGAAGGCCUCACAGAGGGAGCUGAGGAAGAUGUUUAAGCUCUACAGGAAAACAAUCAGCGAGAUGAGAAUCUCCAGCCAGUCAGGGACGGACACCUGGCAGUCCAACAUGUCCACUGUGCUCUUUCCAGCCGAGCCGUUGCAUGUUCUACAGAAGGGUGAUCAGCCACACAUUGUUUGGUAUCGGGCUGUUUUCCAAAAGAACCCAAAAAUUCACUCUGAACUAACUCUGGCAAAAGCACAACUGAAAGUAUUCGGUUCUGGUUUAGGUAACAACCCCAAAACUAGAAGACACAUCAAAGUUAGAAUUAAUGGAAUGAAGCCAAGAAACUCUGCUGCAUGGACCUACAUUGACAACAAUUCGAUGAUCCCAGGAGUGACCCUGGACAUCAAGCCUGAGGCAAGCAGAGGGAUGUGGAUAGAUGAUCAAGAACUGGUUGUGGAUGUAGGGAUGUCUCCACUUAGCAGGAAAGACUCUCACUUAAAGCCAACUGUGACUCUGGAACUGGACCUAAAGGCGCCACCUGCCACUCGGGGCGGCAGGUGGCGCCGCUCCAACAAAGAAGACAACUGUGAUGAGCGAGGGUGGUGCUGCCGGAAGUCUGCGACUGUGUCCUUCAAAGAUAUCGGCUGGCUGGACUGGGUGGUGGCCCCAACCGAGUACACCAUGCAUUUCUGUGAUGGCACCUGCCCCCACAACUACAAGCCGGCCAGCAUGCACACACAGGUGAAGUCUCGCCUGCACCAGAUCACCAAGGGAGAGAUGCCCCAGCCUUGCUGCGUGCCGGCAGCGUAUGAGCCCAUGGUGCUGAUGCACUACGACAGCAGGGGGAAGCUGAAGCUGACUCUGUUCAAUGACCUCAUCGUUACCAAAUGCCACUGUGCCUGAGCAGAACAUGUAACAGUCACUGUGCCUGAGCAGAACAUGCAACAGACUGUUUCAACACCUUUAGACUUCAUCCAUCCUUGAAAAGGGGAUUCUUGGCUCUCUGGGUUUGGACAGAGAGCCAUCCAUCCCUCCAUCCAUGGAUACUCCUCUAGGGAUUAUGGUAUUAAAUUAAGCAAGAAGAAUAUCUUGUGCGACGUAGAUUAGUUCUUAAAAAGGUGGUUUUUAUUAAUUAAAUACUUGACUUGAUUAAAAGUGCAUUUAUUUACUAUAAAUGAAAAAAACAGGUAUUUAUUUAAUGUUUGUUUAUUUAUUAUUUGUUAUAUUAUAUCACUGUUGUGCUCCGUUACACAAGAUGCAUUGAGCUGCAUUGUUUUAUAGGACUUUGAUAUUCUGAGUGUUGCCUUAUGCAUUUCUAUAACUGAAAAUUAAUAAAACUUCAAUUUAAAAAACAAAAC
Gambusia affinis (western mosquitofish) is the source of this 1613-nucleotide messenger RNA. Its product is annotated as protein DVR-1. Gene Ontology annotation, cellular component: extracellular region. NCBI's taxonomy places the organism in Eukaryota, Metazoa, Chordata, Actinopteri, Cyprinodontiformes, Poeciliidae. Bases 1 to 1158 code for a protein of 385 amino acids. The record is from RefSeq and is a predicted model, not a curated record. Gene Ontology annotation, molecular function: growth factor activity; cytokine activity. Gene Ontology annotation, biological process: SMAD protein signal transduction. The transcript is spliced from 2 exons.